Molecule: messenger RNA, 4108 nt
Organism: Dermochelys coriacea (leatherback sea turtle)
Lineage: Eukaryota; Metazoa; Chordata; Testudines; Dermochelyidae
Product: mucin-2
Exons: 4
Coding region: 85-3465 (1126 amino acids)
Source: RefSeq, a predicted model, not a curated record
UCCACUCCCACCUCAACCAUCAGUUCCCUACACACGGUAACUGACUACUCCACUCCCACCUCAACCCCCAACUCCACUCCCACCAUGACCGACAACUCCACUCCCAACUCAAGCCCCAGCUACACUCCCACCACGACUAACAACUCCACUCCCACUUCAACGCCCACGUCCACUCCCAAUAUGACCAACAACUCCACUCCCACCUCAACCCUCAGCUCCACUCCCACCUCAAUCCCCAGUUCCACUCCUGCCACAACCAACAACUCCACUCCCACCUCAACCCCCAGCUCCACUCCCACCACGACCGACAACUCCACUCCCAACUCAAGCCCCAGCUCCACUUCCACCACAACUGACAACUCCACUCCCACCUCAAGCCCCAUCAUCACGCCCACCACGACCAACAAUUCCACUCCAGCCUCAACCACCAGCUCCCCCCACACUGUAACCGACAAUUCCACUCCCACAUCAACCCCCAGUUCCACUCCCAUCAUGACCGACAAUUCCACUCCCACCUCAAGCCCCAGCACCACUCCCACCACGACCAACAAUUCCACUUCAGCCUCAACCACCAGCUUCCCCCACACUGUAACCGACAACUCCACUCCCACUCCAACCCCCAGUUCCACUCCUACCACGACUGACAAUGCCACUCGCACCUCAACCCCCAGCUCCACUCCCUCCACAACCGACAAUUCCACUCCCACCUCAACUCCCAGUUCCAUUCCCACCACGAUCUACAACUCCACUCCCACCUCAACCCCCAGCUCCAGUCCCACCAUGACCGACAACUCCACUCCCACCUCAAACCCCAGUUCCACUCCCACUAUGACCGACAACUCCACUCCCACCUCAACCCUCAGCUCCACUCCCACCUCAACCCCCAGCUCCACCCCAACCAUGACCGAAAACUCCACUCCCACUUCAACCACCAGCUCCCCCCACACCAUAACUGACAACUCCACUCCCACCUCAAACCCCAGCUCCACUUCUACCUCAACCCCCAGCUCCACACCCCCCAUGUCUGACAACUCCACUCCCAACUCAACCCCCAGCUCCACUCCCACCUCAACCACCAGCUCCAGUCCCACCAUGACCAACAACUCCACUCCCAGCUCAAACCCCAGCUCCAGUCCCACCACGACCGAAAACUCCACUUCCACCUCAACCCUCAGCUCCACUCCCACCUCAACCACCAGCUCCAGUCCCACCAUGACCGACAACUCCACUCCCAGCUCAAACCCCAGUUCCACUCCCACCACGACCAAAAACUCCACUCCCACCUCAACCCUCAGCUCCACUCCCACCUCAACCACCAGCUCCCCCCACAGCAUAACUGACAACUCCACUCCUACCUCAACCCCCAACUCCACUCCCACCAUGACCAAAAUCUCCACUCCCUCCUCAACCUUCAGCUCCACUCCCACCAUGAUCGACAAUUCCCCUCCCACCUCAACCCCCAGUUUCACUCCCACCACGACCGACAAUUCCACUCCCAUUUCAACCAUCAGCUCCCUCCACACUGUAACUGACAACUCCACUCCCACCUCAACUACCAGCUUCCCCCACACUGUAACCGACAACUCCACUCCCACGUCAACCACCAGCUCCCCUCACACUAUAACCGACAUCUCCACCUCCACCUCAACCCCCAGCUCCACUCCCACCAUGACCGACAAUUCCACUCCUGCCUCAACCACCAGGUCCCCCCACACUGUAACCGACAACUCCACUCCCACCUCAACCCCCAGCUCCACUUCCACCACGACCGACAACUCCACUCCCACCUCAACCCCCAUAUCCACUCCUACCAGAACCGACAACUCCAUCUCAACCAGUGCCACAACCCCCAGUUCCACGUCCGCCGUGACCCCUAAUUCCACUGCAAUCAUGAACCCCAUCUCACCUGACACUUCAAUCCUCAGCUCCACUCCCACCAUGAUCGUCAACUCCACUCCCACCUCAAGCCUCAGCUCCACUUCCACCAUGACCGAGAACUCCACUCCCACUUCAACCCCCAGUUCCAUCCCCACCACGACCGACAACUCCACUCCCACGUCCUCCACCCCUAGCUCCACAGGCACCUCACUCCCCAAUUCUGCUGCCACCUCGACCCCCAGCUCUGGUGCCACCUCGACCUCCAGCUCCACUCUCACUGGGACCCCCAGCUCCACAGGCACCUCACCCCCCAGUUCUGCUGCCACCACGACCCCCAGCUCCACAGGCACCUCGACCCCCAAUUCUGCUGCCACUUCGACCCCCAGCUCUGCUUCCACCACGACCCCCAGCUCUGCUGCCACCUCGACCUCCAGCUCCACUCUCCCUGGGAUCCCCAGCUCCACAGGCACCUCACCCCCUAGUUCUGCUGCCACCUUGACCCCCAGCUCUGCUGCCACCUCGACCCCCAAUUCUGCUGCCACCUCGACCCACAGCUCCACAGGCACCUCGACCCCCAAUUCUGCUGCCACCUCAACCCCCAGCUCCACUCCCACCAUGAACCCGAAUUUUGCUGCCACCUCGACCCCCAGCUCCACUCCCACCAUGACCCCGAAUUCUGCUGCCACUUUGACCCCCAGCUCCACAGGCACCUCAACCCCCAAUUCUGCAGCCACUUUGACCCCCAGCUCCACAGGCACCUCGUCCCCCUAUUCUGCUGCCACCUCGACCCUCAGUUCUGCUGCCACCUCGACCUCCAGCUCCACUCUCCCUGGGAUCCCCAGCUCCACAGGCACCUCACCGCCCAGUUCUGCUGCCACCUUGACCCCCAGCUUUGCUGCCACCUCGACCCCCUAUUCUGCUGCCACCUCAACCCACAGCUCCACAGGCACCUUGACCCCCAAUUCUGCUGCCACUUCGAGCCCCAGCUCCACUCCCACCAUGAACCCGAAUUCUGCUGCCACCUCGACCCCCAGCUCCACAGGCACCUCACCCCCCAAUUCUGCUGCCACCUUGACCCCCAGCUCUGCUUCCAGAGCUACUAGCUCUGCUACAAUCUCUCCACAAUCUACAUCCAAGAAUAUUGGGCAUCCUACUUCUUCUGGGUCUCCUGCAGUCUCACCCACCCCAGCUGUCAUCAGCUCUGCAAGUUCACCUAGCUCCAGCGCUUCUGGCAUCCCAGCCUCAUCUGCUCCCACCCGGGGUUCCAUCCCAACUAGCGGAGAUACGACUUCUUCUGACCUUCCUGGGACUGGAUCAGCCACCUCUCCCCGUCUACCUGAAUCCACGACACCUUCAGGGUCUGGCGCUACCACUUCAUUGCUUGGGCCCGUUCCUGUCACCUCACAGACCACGGCCUCUCCGGAUAGCAGCGCCUUCCCCUACUGGGCCAUCAUCCUCAUCUGCCUGGCCGCACUGAGCUUGCUGAGCUUCUGCUCUCUGCUGGCGUUUUUCCUAAAGUCGAGGCUGGCUGGUGCCACCUCCUACUCUGUCCAUAUGGCUCAUCAGUUCCUCCAGAACCAGAGCUGAUGCGAUCACAGCUGAGGGAAGAAUGGGCUACCCAGAACCUCCGCCUACAGCCACCCAUAAUGGGGCUGCUCCGAUCCGGCACUCCUGGGCUAACCCAGAGUCACUAUAGUCAGUAUUGAGUCAAGAAAGCCAGUAUUAACCCUUAGCUGCCAGAUGAACAUAGGCUGCCCUCUGGGGGGGCAGCGUGUGGAUGGGACUUUGGUCCCCUUCCGGGGGCAGGGAACUCAGAUAGGUGGAAUCUGCACUGAGAACCCAGACAUUGUAUGUUUGGCUACAUCCAUUGGGUGGAACCCAGAAGAAAGAAACAGGAACACUAAAAGGAGAUGGAUGGCUAUCGAAUGGGCUGGAUGGUGGUGGGAUUGUCCAGUGGUUAGAGCACAGGACUCCUGGCUUCUGUCUCCAGUUGUGGAAGUGAAGUGGGGUCCAGUAGGUUAGAGCAGGUGGAGCUGGGAGCCAGGACACCCAGGUUCUAUUCCUCCUCCUGCUGACUGCACAGCAUCUAUUUAACAAAUAUUUUUUUGCUGGUCUGCACUGCUGUAUUUGGCUGACUUAGACUGUGACCUCUUCAGGCCAGGUCCUAUCUCUCCCUGUGUGUCUGGGCAGUGCCCAACACAAGGGGGCCCUAAUCUCAGCUGGGGCAGGG